Apis mellifera (honey bee) is the source of this 5695-nucleotide messenger RNA. RefSeq names its product meiosis regulator and mRNA stability factor 1 (gene Marf1). The record is from RefSeq and is a predicted model, not a curated record. Lineage: Eukaryota; Metazoa; Arthropoda; Insecta; Hymenoptera; Apidae. Gene Ontology annotation, molecular function: mRNA base-pairing post-transcriptional repressor activity; RNA nuclease activity; CCR4-NOT complex binding. The transcript has 26 exons. Bases 393 to 5300 code for a protein of 1635 amino acids. Gene Ontology annotation, biological process: post-transcriptional gene silencing. Gene Ontology annotation, cellular component: peroxisome; cytoplasm.
UAUAAAAUAUGAAAUUUAAUUAUAUAGAUUCAACUAUAUAGUAACUUAAGAAUGUGAAGUUACUAUUUGUGCCUGCAAGAUGCAUUGUGCACUGCGUAAGAAGCGGGAGAGGUAGCGAUAGUUGGAUAGUUGCAUGCUGCUUUGAUCGGUGUUUGCUUUCUGUUUGUGGUAUUAAUUUUAUUCGAAAGUCUGUACGAUGUGGGUAUUGUUUGUGGUUUUAAUUUACCGAUUGUUUUGUAGUUUUUCUAGAAUUAUUUAAGAAAUUGCGUUUAUCUUACGUUUGACCACGUCCUGUAUGUCCUCAUACAGCCGACAAAUAUUUUUUAAACUAUGUAAUAAAUUUAAUGUUUUAGCUCUUGUAUUGGAAUGUUAUAUGACAUUCUUUAAACCACAUGGCAGACCAAGAUACUACAGACUAUUAUGCACUUUGUGCAAAUGAUCAAGAUGAGUUAGGUCUAAAUGAAAAACUAAUAGAAAAUAGCAUAUCUCAAUCAUUAUGUGAUCUAAAUAGUAGCAAUAAUAGCAUUACAGUUGAAAAUGCAACAUCUGUUUCUCCAUUGUUAAGUCAUUAUAAAUAUCAUUGUUUCUCGCAUCAUGAUAGUCCAGUUAAUUUUUCAUCUUUACCAACGUAUCUUCCACCUAUUGGUGUAUUUUGGGAUAUAGAAAAUUGUCAUGUACCAAAGGGAAGGUCCGCCAUGGCUGUAACACAAGUAAUUAGAGAAAAAUUUUUUAAUGGUUAUAGAGAAGCAGAAUUUAUUGUAGUUUGUGAUGUCUUAAGAGAAAAUAGUCGGGUUAUGAAAGAAUUAAAUAAUGCUCAGGUUAAUUUAAUACAUGUUGCUAGAGAAUGCAAAAAUGCUGCUGAUGAAAAACUUAAACAAUCUAUUAGAAGAUUUGCUGAUAUUCAUGGAAGUCCAGCAGCUGUGAUUUUAAUAUCUGGUGAUAUUAAUUUUGCUCCUGAUCUUAGUGAUUUACGUUAUAGAAAAAAAAUUCAUGUGAUACUUUUACAUAUGAAAAAUACAUCUGAAGCAUUAAUUUUAUGUGCCAAUGAGCAUUAUGAUUUCUCAGAACUUAUGGAAUCACUGCCAUCCACAACUGUACAGGUUACUACUUAUUAUGAUCUCCUAGUUAGUAACCUUCCUGAAGAUCAGGAUAUUGUAUCUAUUAAAUGUUAUCUUAAACAAAUGUUCGAAAACUAUGGUGGUCAAGUAAUGGAAAUUCAAUCAAAUACUGCAAUUAUACAUUUUACUUCCAAACCUUUUGCAGAAAGGGCUCAGAAGCGUUUGAAUGGGAAGGUUGUCUUUGGUUCGAAAAUUUCCGUAAAAUUUCUAAAAGAGAAAGGGACUCAUUUUCAAAAAAUUCGAGGAAUUUCUAUAAACAGAAACGGUACUGUAAGUGAAUCAGAAAUUGUUACUAGUUCUCCAAGACAAAUGUAUACUGCAAGUGCUUCGUUAGCGGGUGGAAGAGCUCUUCAAUUUCCACAUUAUCAGUCAUCUAUGCCAGUUAUUGGAACAUAUUCUGGAUGGAAUGCUCAUUGCACUUCCGCUUCAACACCAGUAGGAAUGGUUCAACCUCCUGUUUUUGUUAGAAGACCAUAUCCAAAUAAUAAUAAUGUAGCUUUUAAUAGAACUUAUAAUGAACUUGCAAGGACUCAAUCUCCUUCAUUCUGGCAAGUUUCUGGUUCUCAGCAAUUUAGUCAUGUAUGGGAAGAACAAUAUAAGGUGGAAAAAACAAAAGUACUUAGUAGAAGAAUUCAUAUUCCGCAGGCUCGGGAUAAUGGUGUUGUAAAUGAUGUAGCUCCUCGAACUUCUGAAGCUUUAAGAUGUAUCAGAGGAACACAUACUUAUGUUCAACCUUCAGAAUGGACUGGUCAACAUCCUUCAUUAAAUGUUCCUAUAAAUUUGAAUGGAACUACACAUCCUCAGUCGAAUUUUAAACGUCGAAGUCCAUCUCCUAUGUAUGAUUUACAAUCACGAGAACGAAAUCAAUGGAAUGGACAACAAAACGCGUCUGUACGUACUACUAGAACACCUUCGCCUUAUGAAAAUACAAUACAAACGAUAAAUCAACAAAGUAAUCGUACGUCACCUUAUCAUCCAAGUGAUACAGAAAGUGAAGAAGUUGAGAAAUUUUUCAAUCCAGUAAAUAAUCGCAAUGGAAUAUCAACAAACAAUGAAACAUGCACGCCUAUCGAAUUGCAAGUAACUAAUUUAGACCAAAGUAUUAAUCCAAAAAAAAUGAGACAUAUGCUUGUCUCUAUUUUUAUGAAACAUGUGAUGGUUUUGAAUGUUUCCAUUUUUACACAAUCUGAUGGUAACUUUGCAGCAAGUGUCAAAGUACCUUCUUUAGCAGAUGCACAAUACGCAAUUUCUCAAUUGCAUCGUCAUAAAUUAGGAUAUAAACGUAUUUUUAUAUCAUAUGCUCAUAGUGGUAGAGCAAGUCCUCAAGUUGUGCGAGCACAAAUCGUAAUGUUAUUGCAAGAAGUACCUGGUCACGAACUUCCUCUUUUUAAAUUUCGAGAAAUGUACGAGAGUCGUUUCAUGAUUUCCAUCAGUGUUUCUGAAUUGUACAAAAUGAAAGAUGUUUGUAUUAUUACGGAAGAUCCUGGUGGUAGAAUGGUUUCUCUUAAUCCAGAUCACAGAAAUACUCCAUCACCAUGUUUUAAUAAUACAACUCAGGAGGAACAAGUAGAGUUACCAUACUGCACUAUUCAUACACUAAAACCAUGGUCUGAUAAAGGAUGGGCUGAACAAAAAGUAGCAUCACUUCCAAAUGUAAAAAUUUCUUUAAAAGUUCUCGAACCACGUAUACAGCAAUUAUUAACUACGCAUAAUGGCAGUUUACCAUUGCCUAGUUUGUCAAAUUGUUAUGAGGCUGAAUUUAAAGAAAAAUUACAAGUAGUUGAAAAUGGGGUACCCUUAGAACACCUAGUAUCUUGUUUAUCAUGUGUUGAGUUAAAACAGGGUAUUGGUAGCGUAAAGUACCUUAUUUGGGCAGAAAAUAAAUCUCAUGAAAAUAAACAUGAAGAAAAUAAAUGUGUAAGUUCUCCGCUUGCAAAUCAAUUAGCACUUUUCAGUCGUGAAUUAGUUGAUCUUUUAAAAACUGCUCCACACUGCCAAUUACCAUUUCAUCGAUUUAUACCUACAUAUCAUCAUCAUUUUGGAAGACAAUGUAGAGUUGCUGAUUAUGGAUUUACAAAACUAAUUGAUCUUUUAGAAGCACUUACUCAUACUGUACAAGUAAUGGGUGAAGGAAAUAAUCGUGUUAUCACAUUAUCUCAUCGUGCUCAAGUACGUCGUUUUACAUCUGAUCUGCUAAGAGUUUUAAAAUCUAAAGCUAGUAAACAAGUAGCACUUUCAGAAUUUCCAAGUGUUUAUGCUAGAGUAAUAGCUAAGCCUUGGGAUAUUGUGGAUUAUGGAGUAUGUGAUAUUGAAGAUAUCCUCAAUGAAAUACCAAAAAAUACUAUUGUUGUCACUCUAAUUAAUGGAGGGGAUAAAAUGAUAGCUAUUCCUAAACGAGAACAAACUGAGGAAGAAAUAAAACGAACAAAACGAUUUGCUAUAGAGGUUAUCGAGUUACUACGACACGCACCUCAAUGUAGAAUGCAAUUUAAUAAAUUUGUACCAUCAUAUCAUCAUCAUUUUGGUCAUCAGUGUCGGAUAUCAGAUUAUGGUUUCACAAAAUUAAUUGAAUUAUUUGAAGCUAUACCAGACAUAGUUAAAAUAGAAGAUGAUGGUUCUGGAGAAAGACAAAUUUCAUUGACAGAAAAGGAAGGACUUCGUGUACUUUCUAAACAAAUAUCUAGAUUAAUCAUUCGGUCAGGAGGUUGUCUUAGCGUUUCAAACAUUGCACAAAACUUUUUACAUGAAUUUGGUUAUGCAAUAAAACCAGAAUUAUUUGGAUGUACUUCUAUAUUGCAACUUAUGCAGAAACUUGGGGAUACUGUAAAGAUUGUAUAUUUACCAAGUAAACUUGUAGUUAUGAUGAUAGAUAAGUCUCACUUGCAGCAAUUAACUUUACAAUGCCGUCGAUUAUUAAUUGAUAAACCACAGCAUAGAAUGCCAAUUAAAGAGUUUCAACAAUUAUAUGCUCAAUACUAUUUAAAAUCGUGUAAUAUAGACGAACUAAAGCAAAAUUUAUGUAAUGUAGUUCAAUUUAUAACAAUUGAUGAUGAACAAUUUGUAGAACUUACUCCAUUACAUUGUUUCGCUUGUAAUUUGUGUCGCGUAAUGAUAAAUUAUGGUGGAGCGUUAAAACUUUCACAAUUCGAGACAGCAUAUUUAUCUACUAUAGGUUCUGCUUGUAAACCUGUAGAUUAUGGAUUUCCAACAACAUUUGCACUUUUACAAGCAUUACCUUGUACAGUAACAAUAAAAUUAUCACGGCGAAAAAAAAAUAUUAUAUAUUUGAAUAAAAAAAUUGCUGCUGUCGAUAUGGUAUUACCAUCACCAACAUGUGCAUCAGCAUCAUCAUACUGUGAUACUGAUUCUAGUAAUGAAUCCUUUGAAAGUGAUUCAUCUUCUCAUGUCAAUAUUUCAAAUAAUUCGAAUACAUUAGAACAUGCAAAAUGGACAGAACAAACUGUUGAUAAUCAAAAUUUCUGGAAGCAAACAGAAAAGAAUAAUGUAUGGUCUGAAGAAUCUAAUAAAUCUUGGAAAACAUCAAGUUCGGAAGAUCGAUCGCUUAAUUGGCCAUUGCGAGAAAGUGGAAGCGAAAGUUUUUACAAAAGCUUAAUGCAAACGCCAAUUAUACCAUGUGAUUUUCCUGCACCUCCUAAACCAGAUUCUCCUCCUGAGAAAGAUUUAAACAAAAAUCAAUGCGAAUCCUCAGUUUGCAUGACACCAACAAAAUUUACAUAUCCACGUACUCCUAAUGUACAGAUUCCUCCAUUGACUUUACAUCCUUCAUGGCAUCAAAUCACAUCUGAUGGUAGUAAUUUACUAUCACCAAUGAAAACUUUAUUAACUGCUUCAGAGAAUCCUUUAAAUCCAUGUACUUCACCUUUCUUUUCUUCUAAGCAUAAUUUGGUUGUUGCUCCUCAUCCUUCUGAAUUACCACUUCCUUCGUUAUCAUUAACUCCGAAAAAGAAUAUGUCUUCAGAAGCUGUUGCCGAAAAUUCUAUAAAUAAACAAGAAAACACUGUCAAUAAUCUCAUAGAAGAUAUGAGUCUCAAAAAUAAUGAAAGUGAUAAUAGUAAUGCGAAAACUAAUAGUAACAAAGAAAAAUAUAGUACUCCUACAAAACAAUUAUUUACCAGCAAACGUCGUUUAGCUGCUCAAUUUAAUCAACCUAUUGAAUCAUAAAUUCACUAAGAGAAUAAAGAAUGUGUUUGAAUACAAUAUGAAAAUAAGAAAUUUGGUAUCUAAACACAUUUCAUAGUCAUAUGAUGUGUUAACAGAGUUAAUAAGAAGAAGAAUGUAGCAUCUCGGUAGGCUGUUAAACACUGGGUUCAAAUAUCUAUAUGCCAUUUUCAAAAUAAUGAGUAUCUAUCUAUACAAUGAUGCAAAUGCACCUGUAAUCUCAAUCUGAGAUGAAUUAAUAAUUUAUAUAUCAUAUCUUUUAUUAGUAAUACCACUACCAACUGGACCAUGACGUCGUUCCCAAAUCAUACGAUGCUUUUGUUUCAUAAAUGCAUCAACUACACUUAGUGGUACACCAAUAUCUCCAUCUGUAUUUCAUUACAACAUUAAAAUUAAAA